GGGAGGAGGAAGGCGGGUCUGUAAGUAGACUCCAGGACUUCCUCGGGAGAGCAGAGCGGAUCCUGCAGCGCAAUCAUGGACGAUUCCGCUCCACGUUCUCGUGGCGUUAUGUUUUUGUGCCUGGUGGGAGCGUCACAGGUGCUGGGUCUGGCCUCGGUGGUGCUGACCGGCGUGUGGAUGGGUCACUACCGCGGGGGCUUCGCCUGGGACGGCUCAACACUGGAGUUUAACGUGCACCCUCUGUGCAUGGUGCUGGGGCUGGUCUUCCUGCAAGGCGACGCCAUCCUGGUCUACAGAGUAUUUCGAAGUGAGCCAAAGAGGAGCGUAAAGCUGCUUCACGGGAUCAUUCACCUGCUCGCCCUCAUCGUCAGCAUCAUAGGUUUUGUAGCUGUGUUUGACAACCACAAACAGUCGAAGAUUCCGGACAUGUACUCUCUGCACAGCUGGUGUGGCAUGAUUACUUUAGUCGUAUUCUGCAUACAGUGGGUGAUGGGGUUGCUGUUCUUCCUGUUUCCUGUUGCGUCGUCAAGGUUACGAGCCUCGUAUCUCCCCGUCCAUGUGUUCUGUGGUCUGGCUCUGCUGGCUAUGGCCAUAGGGACGAGCCUGCUAGGCAUCACAGAGAAACUCCUCUUCACGAUCAUGUCAACCUACUCCCAGUUCAGUCCAGAGGGGGUGCUGGCCAACACCUUGGGGAUCGUGCUGGUGUGUUUUGGGGUGCUGCUGGGCUACUUGAUCACCAAGGAGGAGUACAGGCGUCCGCCAAACCCAGAGGAAGAGUCUCUGUCUGUCCACUUCAAGACCCUGACAGAAGGGCGGUCACCCACCACACCCUGACCUCAGUGAGCCAUGUGACACCUCCUGCUCAUCUAGACACAGUGUCCUGCGGACAGACUAGCUGUGCUUCAAGUCUCUGUUAAUACCUAGUUACAAAGUCAUUAGUCAAAACACAAAUGUCCAUGAAUGUGUUCAGAAAAGAGUUUUCAAAAGUUUAGGUUUGGUUCAGUGAAGUCCAUGAAAUCAUGGACAGGAAGCUUGAAUGAUGUGUCUCUCCUGUUGUCAUACCAACCUGACCUAUUUGACAUCAGACUUUCUCCCUAACUUAUUUAUUUAUGCUUUAUUCUUUCAUGUGGCUCAUAAACAGAAGACACCUUGCAAAUGCUCAUUGCAGUAGAAGGAAAAUAGUAUCACACCACCCUGAUUUUGUACGGCUUCAAGCAGGAACGCUAGCAGCUCAAGCUGACCAAUCACAGUUCUUGUUGUCUCCACGUGGUAUCUGUAGCUGCUACAGUCCCAAUGUGUCGUAACAUUUCAGAGGAGCAAUUAUCACGUAGACCGUACCAACAGUGGCUACAUGUUGACAGCGGAACCCCUUAAUGCAGAAGUAUGAAUGUAGUUUAUGUGUAUCUACCGCUUGGACUAACCACAUUUUCAGGUGGCCCCCCGACUAGAGUUCUGUACAAUCCUAAACCUGAGACCCAAGCCCAGUCCAUAACUGUAUCUUUAACACUGUUUCUACCAAAUACUCAGACCUGACCCACUUUACUGUAGCUGUAUUUCACUCCUUACUGAGGCUUUAUUAGAGCCAUCAGGUCAAGUAGCAGAAUUCUUACAUCCCACCACUCUGGUGCAUACCGACCAGAUGUCAGCACUAGAAAUGUCUCGAGUUGGUGUUUGGGAUGAUAUUCUAGUAGAUCGUUGUCUGCUCCAAUAAGACCCAUCAAAUUCUGAUCCUGCCUUUACUGCACUCUACUGUGUCAUCAAACUGAAUGUUUUAUAGUCAGAGUGACGCGUCUUCUCUUGUAAAGAUGCAUCACUCUGUUCAGUGAUUGUGUCGGGAGGAGCAUUCUCCCAGUUAGACUUUCAUAGUCUGCUCCUGUAUGUCAAUGUGCUGAAUACAUGUCUAAUCAAAAUUGCAAUUGUCUGCUGUUAUGUAUAUAUAUAUAUUUUUUUCUGUACAUCUUGAGCAUGUUUGGCACAAUGUUUGGUUUUCGGCUGAACUAAGUCGUAGCCUGAGUGCAUACUGGGCAGCUGGAUCCUUUAGGUAAAUGUGAAUGGGCUCAGUAUGGGCAGAUACUGAAUAGUGAAGCAGUCAGAUAGCACAGUUUGGCUUUGUUACACACCAGAAGUCAAACUGAUGCAGUCGUUUUGGUGUGAUUUGGUGUGACUGUGAUUAAAGAUAGAUAUAUUAAAAUUUGCACGUAUAAAGUUGAAGUUGAAGUGGGUAAAAGCUGUGACGUCAGCAAAAUUAAUUCCUUUGGACAUCAAAAUGUAAAGCUGCAGCGAAGAUUUGUGCCAAAUGAUCAUCCAGUCAGUCUUCAUCAAACUCACGCUGUCAACACUCCAAAAUGAUGUUCGUAAAACAAACUGUAAACGUUUAAAAGUCAUGGGAAAAGGUCUCGUAGAAAGUUCAGCGUUUGUGAACGUUAUUUACGCCACACUACUUUUGAAGGUCACAACACUAUUAAUUGCAUUCAAAUGAAGUCUGUCCUUUUAUCAAUGUCCCACAGGAUCUACACCUGUCCCAGAUCCGGGGGGCGAGAAGCCAAGUCAGCUCAGCUUGUCCAUAAAACGAUGCAUAAACAGAAUGUACUCCAUUAGUAAGGUGUCUGGAUUCAAACUUUUUACAUGGCUGUCCAAUCAGUGUUAUUGGUAAACGUAGUCAGGUGAAGCAAUACGUUCCUCGGUGUGUGACGUCAAGGUAUUUUUACUAACCCUGAGAGGCAGUUUGUUGUACAGCCAGCAGCAACCACAUAACAAUCCGACAAUGGGGAAAAUAAAGAAUAAAUGCAACAGUUCACCGAGUUACAAGCCCAAUGGCAGCAUAGAUAACUGAGCUCCAAGUCAACCAGUCAGUCAUGGUCGUGCUAUAAUUUUGCUGCACUUUCACAAUAACCUUUCACAACAGCAGCCGGCAAAGGUGAAUGUGAGGAAUGAGUGAAUAAACCGUGAAAAACUGAUUUUUAUGAAGGUAUUGUCAACAUUAAAACUUUCAAGCUUGCAUAAAUACUGCACAAAGUCAACAACCUGAUGGUUAAUCACCACAGGAGAGAUGACUGCGGGACUCUUCCAAAAGUCUGCUGUCAUCUCUUCUUUUGGACACACUCAUUUCCAGGAAAGAGAAAUCGCAUCAGUCUGUGAUGAUCAGGGUCAUCAAUGCUGAGGAAUUGAUGUGAUCGAAGCCGGACGAACCUAACAACCUGACGCCUCAAACACACUGGCUUGACUCGUGCAUACCAAAUAAAAGACGUGGGAAGACGUACACCUGGGGUGAUCUGGUGGAGGAAGAACAUCUGAUAAAAUGUCAUUCGCCUUCACACACUGAGACCUUUAAGAUAAAAAUCCAUCAGCCAGCAAAUCAGGCAAGGAUGAAUGGUGCGGAUGCUGUUUAACCUUCCUGCUCAACCAAAAGGCUUCAUACAAUAAAUAGCUGAGGAGGAAUCAAUAAAAAGUAGUUGCAGAAAAGUCUCUGCACUUUCUGGGUGUGUCAGAAUCAUGUCUAACAGAGUGCCAGGCACAUUGUCAGCGCCUGACCUGUAAGCAAACUGGAGUAGGCCAAAUUUAGCUUGCACUGUGUCUCUCCUCAAUCUCCUCAAAAUGAUUUCAUGAUAAGAGAGGUAAACCCCACAGGCCCAUACCAUGUGUGUGUGUGUGUGUGUGUGUGUGUGUGUGUUUUGCUGCCUUUUGGAAAUGUACUGCUUGACAUGCCCUGAAGAUAAUGAAAGCGCUACAUGAAAAGGAAGUGGUCAAAUGCAGGAAUUUGUUGAGUUGGCAAUGUAGUUUAACUUAGCCGAGGCUACAACCAUCGUGCUCCGUGGCAACGUGGGCAUCAGAAGCACACGCAAUGCAUCCUGGUACAUAUAGGCCCUGCUGGCAUGGAGCAGGAGAGCUCAGUAUAAUAGGCACGAAGGAAUUUAUUGCUUCAAUUUACCUUUAACACUAAUAAGACACCCACAUAAAAUUUGGCAAAAUUUCCCUUUAAAUGUGUGUCAUGUCAUGUCAGACCUGCUCAGUGUGUGUCCAGAUGUGUUGUUAGAGUUCGGUUGCGUGAUGCGUUUUAACCGAUAGCUGUUAAAUUCAUUCCAAAUGAAAAACAUAGCUCUAGUUGUUUUUUUUUUUUUGACUCAGCACUCGUGCCUAAUGCAAAGCUUUG
Molecule: messenger RNA, 4150 nt
Organism: Chelmon rostratus (copperband butterflyfish)
Lineage: Eukaryota; Metazoa; Chordata; Actinopteri; Chaetodontiformes; Chaetodontidae
Gene: cyb561
Product: transmembrane ascorbate-dependent reductase CYB561
Exons: 6
Coding region: 76-834 (252 amino acids)
Cellular component (GO): lysosomal membrane
Molecular function (GO): oxidoreductase activity
Source: RefSeq, a predicted model, not a curated record